UGGCCCUACGUGCUGUAACGCCUGAUUAUCUUUAGUGCUGAGUCAUCAGGAGCCUAACCGAGCAGAUUGAUUUGGGUCAAUACGAGAGGAUUUUCCGUGUGUGUUCGUGUGCCUGGUCCACACAGGCCAUCAUAUUCUAAAACAAUUAUGGCCACAUUGAGUCAAGCAAUCGUCAUCUUCUUUUUAAUGUGUGGCGAAUGGCGCAUUGCUCAAGCAUGCAAACACAACGAGUACCAAGUAUAUUGCAAAGGGCGUGUUGACAUCCCCGGAGACUUGUGUCCAGGCGUUAAGCGAUGGCCAUGCAAGGGGAAGAAAAGGUGCGCAUGCGUGAAAGGAACAUUCCAGAGGUGGGACGGCCACUGCGUGCCCUACAGAGACUGCGUCUUCAGGACCUACAAUCCAGAAAAACUGCUUAGUCUGGACGAAGAGCUCGUCAUGGUGGGCGUGUCAACCUCGAUAUUUGACCAAAAGGCUUUCAAAUGCUUUAUGUCCCAGCGGGUUGAACCUGUUUAUUACAACUUCCACCGCCUGGUGACUUACCAAAAAUUAGUAGCGGGUAAGUGGCAGAAAAUGAAGUUUGACCUAAGGAUGAUCACAGAAUACUAUGGAGAAAGAAUCUUAGCCGAAGAAGCAUCGGACUCACUGCCCUACGGAAUCGACGGUUUUCCCGUUCUGCAUGCCAGCGAGGACUGCAUCAUCCUGUCAAGGCUGCCCCCAGAUGGAAAGAAAACGGAAUGCACCUACUGGGUUCGCAGAAGUGUUGUCGGAAAUCGCAACUGGCGUUGUGACUUCAUAUUCGAUGCCUUUUGCAGGUGGCAGGCGAUUGUAGUAAAUCGUGACAACAUAAAAUAUUGUAAUUAAGCGCACUAAAACUGAUAUCGAAGAAAUUUGUGCCUUCUGCAAAUCCUCUGUAAUCUUGCGUGCCAGAGAGCUCAAGCGAUCGCAAUAUGAAAUACCUUUUUAUUUUAACGCUGUUGAAGAGACACCAGAAGUAUUUCACCCGAUAAUCUGGAUACGCCUAUUUUUUUCUUCAUUUUUAUUUGUUUACAGUAAAGCAAUGGGUGUAA
Molecule: messenger RNA, 1067 nt
Organism: Dermacentor silvarum
Lineage: Eukaryota; Metazoa; Arthropoda; Arachnida; Ixodida; Ixodidae
Exons: 9
Coding region: 148-861 (237 amino acids)
Source: RefSeq, a predicted model, not a curated record